AUGCGCGCUGGCUUCCCGGAAAGGAAAAGAGAAGGGACUCCCUGGUGCGCCUACGGCCGAGAUCCUCCCGUGCGCGACUCGUGCCUGGCACAGUUACGAAACCGAACGUCUUGUUCAAUACCACUUUCAUUGGACCUUUCUCUCGGGAAUCCAUAUGAAAUGUCCAUUGCACGCGGGGCAUUGGCUGUGACGAUUGUGCGAGUGCCUUUUGAAAACGCUGAGCGCGCGUGCGCAGAACGUGGCGAGCGAGGUGGCGCUGGUGGAUGUGGUCGCGGACAAGCUGAAGGGGGAGAUGCUGGACCUGCAGCACGGCUCCGUCUUCAUGCGCAACGCGCGCGUUCUCGCCAGCACAGUGUGAAUAUUACUGUAGUGCAGUGCACUCACGAUGUAGAUUCUAUGAUAAGACACUUGAACAGCAUGUAUGCUAAGCAGAUAUUAAUAAAUUUAAGAAAAGACUACGCGGUGAGCGCCAACUCGCGGCUGUGCAUCGUGACGGCGGGCGCGCGCCAGAAGGACGGUGAGUCGCGGCUGGAUCUGGUGCAGCGCAACACCGACAUCUUCAAGGGCAUCAUCCCGCAGCUGGUGAAGCACAGCCCCGAUUGCAUCCUGCUCAUCGUCUCCAACCCAGUGGACGUGAUGACGUACGUGGCGUGGAAGCUGAGCGGCUUCCCCAAGCACCGCGUCAUCGGCUCUGGCACCAACCUGGACUCUUCGCGCUUCCGGGUGCUCAUGUCGCAGCGCCUUAACGUGGCGCCGUCCAGCGUGCACGGCUGGAUCAUCGGCGAGCACGGCGACAGCAGCGUGCCCGUGUGGUCCGGCGUGAACGUGGCUGGCGUGCGUCUCCGGGAGCUGAAUCCAUCGCUGGGCGCUGCAGAGGACAAAGAGAACUGGGCGGAGGUGCACAAGCAGGUGGUACAGAGCGCGUACGAGGUGAUCAGGCUGAAGGGCUACACGUCAUGGGCCAUCGGGCUGAGCGUGGCCACGCUGACGGAGGCCAUUCUGCGCAACGGCGGCCAGGUGCACGCUGUCUCCACCGUCGUCCAGGGCUACCACGGCAUCGAGAAGGAGGUGUUCCUGUCGCUGCCCUGCGUGCUGAGCGAGAGCGGCGUGUCCAACAUCGUCAAGCAGCCGCUCACCGACGAGGAGACGGCGCAACUGAAGCGCUCGGCCGACAUCAUGCACGAGGUGCAGACGCGCCUCAAGAUGUAAAUGACUGUUCGAGCGCGUUGCAAGACGCGUCAUUUUUUUCUGUGUCUUAUAGUAUUCAGAAUGCCUGCAGUGUUUGUGUGUAGUUGCUGAAAGUAGAAGGAAAUACGACCUCUUGGGGUAAUCUCUUGAUGGGAAACUAACAUACAAGCACACGAGUUGGAAAUAGACAUGAUAACCUAAAACGAAUGAUUGAAAUAAAAACUAAUUUAUAGGAAUGAGAACUUUUAAACAUUUUAGUUAUCUUUUUUUUUUCAUGAUGAAGGAUAAUGUCUCGAAUUACUAAUCGUAUCUAUCCAAAUUAUUCUAAAGAUAAGGUUUCUAUGAAAAACGUGUGGUAUGUCGUUGUGAAUUAAAGAAAGUUGUUAUAAAAAUGAUAUUCUCUAAUUAUUUUCUAAUUUGAACAAAUGUAAAUCUCAUAACAAGCGCAGACGUUAGUUCAAAUGGUGUAAACAAAACCAGUAAUACGCUAUUUAAAAUUAAAUUGUUUUUGUGAUGAAUCUAAAUAUUAUAAGUUUGUAAUAGUUAAACUCUUAUAUAAGACACACGCAUACCAACAUUUUCCAUAAAAUGCAUAUUAAGAAAUGUAAACUGAAAUACAAGUUGCCCACUUAAGUUCGUGAAUUGUUUGAAUUUAGUUCCGUUUCGUUUAAGAGUCUUUCUGCUUUUCACAUAAUCACUUUUCUGCUGCGCAACGUGUAAAAACAAACCCAAUCAACAGAAUUUCAUUUUAUUGAUGUCAUUUUGUAAUUUCAGGUAUAUUUGAGUUGUAAUGACAGAGGAUUAUUAACUGUAAUCAAUAAUUUCUCAAAUUGUGUCAAUAUUUCUUUAAAUGCAUUUGAAAAAAUCAAUUUCUUUGUGAAAGUACUGUGUACAGUAUUGGAUGUUUCAUGUUAGAAUUUAUUUAUUUAUUUAAAAUAUUGUUUUAGACUGAUAGUUACUAAAUGAUAUUGUUAACUGAACUUUGCUGGUAAUGUGCCAAAAGUAUUGUAAUGCUUUAUUGCAGAUACUUCAUAUAUAAUAGCUUUUACAUACUUAUUAUUCUAUGUUAAUAUUACAAAUAUUUUUAAGAGACCAUGUGUAGAAAAUUAGUAUUUUACACGUAAAUUAUUACUGCUGAAAGUAUGCAUCUCUAGAAACAUAUUAAUUUAACACCAUUUUGUGAAUGAUUGUUAUAAAGUGUUUGCUCUUAUUAUUAAUAAACAGGACAGUAUUUGAUGUAAUAACUUAUUAUUAGGCCAGUUGUUGAACAGUAUCUCUUCAUUAACAUUUACAUUUUUUGUACAGCAUCUGCCAUACAUUAGGCUUACAAAUGAUGUAUUUUAAAGUAUGCAACAUUGUUUCCAGGUAAUUGGUAAUGCCACAGAAUAAAACUUGCAAUUAUUGCCGGUACCAAUUUGUUUAUCAUUAUAUUGUUUAAUUAACAUUUUCUCAUUGUGCUCCAACAAUUCACACUUUAUCAAAAAAUAAUUACAUUGCUCAUCUUUAAGAUUAUUGUAAUGUUUUUCCCUAUUUACAUUUUAAGUACUAUAAUUAUCAUGCUGCAAAAUAUAUUUUUUUUAUUUCCUACUGUCAGUUAUUGAUGUUUAUAAUUUUCUUAUGUACAUCCAUUUCAAGGUUCCAAUAACUGCGAAAAUGCUUUACAAAUAAGUGUAAAACUAUGACACAAAAAAUAUUUUUUGAACAGCCACGAGUAAAAACGAUUCUUUCAGGGCAUGCAGAGCAUGGUAAAAGUUCAACUUUUAGAACUAGUGCUAAAGUAUUGUAAUGCUUUUUUGCUGAUACUUGAUAU
Molecule: messenger RNA, 2998 nt
Organism: Gryllus bimaculatus (two-spotted cricket)
Lineage: Eukaryota; Metazoa; Arthropoda; Insecta; Orthoptera; Gryllidae
Source: the annotation of a GenBank genome assembly